GAACGCAGCCCAUGGCCUACUGCGCAGGCUCCAGCUGUCUGUAUAUAAGCUACAGCAGGGUAAACACAACUGGCAGUGGAUGACGUUUUCGUUUAUCUUUCGCUUAUCUUUUGUGCAUCUAUUUAGUGCGUAGCCUCAAUAUAAUACUACACAACAAAUCGAAUAAUCCGGACGUGUCACAGUGCGGGUUGUAGAACCAACGCCAUGGAACCAGUACCUCCGCUGUGUGCUGACAGGUCCCACCCCGCCUGCGUUGAAGGUUGUUGUAUCACUUGUGUGUCACUUGUGUGCAUUAUUAUUUCCAGAGACUGAACUUCCCCUUGCCUCUGGCCGGUGGCCUCUGGCCGACCGGUGCUUGCAUGCAGCCGAAUGGAUCAGAAGAACCGCCUCCCAGUGAGCGCCAGGGUCCCUCGUUCUCCAUCUCCAGCUCGCUGCCCUCAGCCUCCCGGGUGAGGAGGUUCGUCCGGGAGCGACGGGCUCUGCCUCUGCCCAGAGUGAUGGUCGUGUUCUCUGGGGACACUGAGAACCCGGGCGAUGCCAUGUCGAGUUCGGACAGUGCGCAGGAUGACUUUAGGAAGCCGUCCACCCCCAACCGUAUCCUGGGCAAGGUGCUGCAACGCUCAACCUUAAACUCGCCGCAGGAGUUUCCCGAGGUCAUCCCUCUCAACGUGGGGGGGACGUACUUCACCACCCGUCUGUCGACUCUGAGGCGCUACGAGGACACCAUGCUGGCCGCCAUGUUCAGCGGACGUCAUUACAUCCCCCGUGACGCAGAGGGACGGUUCUUCAUCGACCGAGACGGGGCCUACUUUGGGGACAUCCUGAACUUCCUGCGGGAGGGCGAGUUGCCCCACCGGGACCGUGUGCGGGCGGUGUAUCGGGAGGCGCAGUACUAUGCCAUCGGGCCCCUGCUGGACAACCUGGAGGACAUCCAGCCCUUGACCGGAGAGAAAGUGCGUCAAUCCUUUCUUGAUCUGCUGCCCUACUACAAAGACAACCUGAAGAGCAUCGUGGAGAUCGCUAAGCUGCGCGCCAUGCAGAGGAAGGCGCGCUUCGCAAAGCUCAAGAUCUGCGUGUACAAGGAGGAGAUGCCCAUCACGCCCUACGAGAGGCCGCUCUUCAACUCGCUGCGCUUCGAGCGCACGGAGAGCGAGGCCAAGCUCUUUGAGCACCACUGCGACGUGGACGUGUCCUUCGGACCCUGGGAGGCGGUGGCGGACGUGUACGACCUCCUGCACUGCAUUGUGGGAGACCUGGCUGAACUGGGCAUCAGCGCGGAGCAGCAGUGCAUAGGCGUGUGUGACAAGCAUCUGAUCAAUCAUUACUACUGCAAGAGGCCCAUCUAUGAGUUCAAGAUCACAUGGUGGUGAAGGGGUAGGGCUGGGGGCUGACGACAGAGAGGUGGAGGGUUGGCUGGUGCUGUUCUUUGGGCCGAAAGAAGACAGGGCUCCUAUGCUAGUUUUUGCAUAGUAAUGAUUUGUCUUGUUUUUUACAAACUGCUCUUUAGGUCAAUGUUUGGCUCAUGGAGUUUUGGCAGGCUUAUUUUGUACGGUGAGGAUAUUGAAGUUAAGACUGAAGUUCAAACGGUUUGAAAACACCGUUUUGGAAUGAUAAGAUGGGUUGAAUGUAAUUUAAUUUUACCUGUAUAAUUUACGUCUCUACAUUCUGCGUCCAUGUGGAAGCUAUUCAUGCAUUAGGUUGAUGGUGUCUUAUGCAUUUAUAUGCAAUGAUUCACAAGCUUUAACAUCUGUAAAGCUCAUCUGUAAAGCUGUUCUAGCUGCGUGUUACACCACACCAUGGCCAAACGUCAGAAACCUCUACGCACAAUGAAACUGUUACAUCUACUUGGCCUGAUAGUGGCUAAACCCCACUGAUGGAGCAUUUAGAGAGGACCCCGGAUGGGUUCUGGUCACUGCAUAAACUUACAAGAAUGUGGUGAGGUUAAAGACUUUGAAAGGAAAAAAGUACUUGAGGACUUAAGAUAAUAAAUAUUUGUAAAGUUCUUUCCUGUUUUAGGUGGAUGAGAAUGGAGGAGUUGAACUCAACUGGCACUGUUUAUUUUGGCAAUGUUAAUGCGUUCAUGUUUUACCAAACCACGAUAUGGAGAGGUAUCCGUAUACAGUACAAUAACAGCUGUUAAAAGGAAUGCUAACCACUUGGAAGAACCUUUAAAGAACCCCACGGAGAGCUCCUCUAACAAUCCUGGGGACUUCUGAGGAGUAGGAAUGGAUGAAUGAAAUAUCUUGUUUUAUUUUUUCCUUGCCUAAGUCCGCUUUAAGCAAAAGCUAACAUUUCCAGUUUUUUAUUUUUUAUUUGGUCAUGUAAAAUGGUGAAUGAAAUAUGAAACUCAUACUCAUCCUGAAAUGUAUGCAAUGUAGCUUGUUUUAUGUGUAAGUAUUCAAUACGGCAACAUGUAAAUAUUUUUUACUUUUGGAAUCACAGGGAUCCAGUUAUGUCUUUUAUGUUGUAAAAUUAUCAUAAAUUAUUUAUUGCCAUACUGCUAUUUAACAAUUUAAACUCAAUUCUAGUCCAAGGGUGAGGGACAGGCUGUUCUGAUGGGACUGGAGCACGCAUCAAUCUAAAGCCUGAAUAUGUAUUUAAAGGGCUUUUGUCACACAUGGAUUUGCAUGUGCAUCCCAAGAUCAAAAACGUUUCUCUUCAUGCAAUUUUACUGAACAUCUUAGUUUACUAUCUAUUUAGCUCAUAAUAGAAUAGCAUUAACUCAAGUCUCUGCCUUGUCACAGCCAAGCCAGUGAGCGUUGUGGUGCAAAUAAUAUAGUAGGCAAUAUUACGUUUUCCUCUGAUAUAAACUUUAUUAUUUUGACAUGUUUGAAGCGAAACUUUUCUUGAAGUAUAACUUAAAUGCAAGCACCUUUCAUGUUCAUUAUAAUUAAGCUGCUGGUCGAUCCCCCUCAAAUGGUAUUUAACAGAAUCUCAGGUGUUCACAAAAAGUUAUUUCAUUGAAAAACAUUAACAAAAAAAGCCUGCAAUUGGUGCACUAGUUAUUUCACAUGUUGUGCCAGGAAUACGUUUUAAAAUGACAUUCAUUCAGAAAAUGUUAUCCCGGGCAUCUUUUUUUCUGUAGACAUAGCAGUGUGUGCCCCCAGGCUUAUGUCAUUGUGCUAUAUAGUGCUCACUGUCGGACCUACCCCGUAGAGCAUAGUGAACACCAGUCAAUACCACAUCAUUUAUAUUGGCUCUGCAUUCUGUUUAUUUGGAUGGUGUUUGACAACAUGUUCCACUCUCUAUGGAUUCGUUUUUAUGAAGUUGAAUUUAGUUUGGUGUCCAGUUUAUAAGUGCCUUUUAGUCAGUGCUAACCCUUACCCUAAUUAAUACAUUAAAGAUGUUAUUUCUUUCAUUGAAAAUUGUCUGAAGGUUACAUCAAAAUUUUAAAUGUAUUAUUUUACUUCCUCCCCGUAAAGUCUAUCUAAAAAUGUAAUUUGCUGAUAAAUUACAAAACCAAAAACAUAAUUUGCCAUUUCAAUUCAUAAUUAAUAUAUAUUAGGCGAAAUCUGCUAAUGUUUCACUUAGCAAUAUGGAGCUAAAAUGUCUUUUGAAUGGGUUGAUGAUGGGUGAUGUCAACUUUCUAAAAUAUUCAGUAGACCUAUACAGUAUAUAAUUUACCUUUGUUGUCAAAGUACCCUUUACAAAAUAGAUUUUGUGUUCCCCUGCAUUUGUUUGAGAUUAGGUACAUUUAUGAGUAUCCUCUCUGAUCCCCCUUUUUCAGCUAUUAAAUGUUUUUGUUUUUUUUGUCAUUUUCUUUCUGGAGCCCCAGCAGGCUUGUUCUUCUUUGUUUUAAGCACUUGCUAUUCCAAAUAAUAUUGUCGUUCAGGCAGUUUGGUCUUACUAUGUUGCAUUGUUCGUUCGUCAAACAAUGUUGUAUGGUACUGACUGACAGUGAUGUAUAUUUUAAGGAUUUUAUAAAGAAUAUUGUUUGCCCUA
Messenger RNA from Gadus morhua (Atlantic cod), 3942 nucleotides. It is a transcript of the gene kctd7, whose product is annotated as potassium channel tetramerization domain containing 7. Gene Ontology annotation, molecular function: protein binding. The transcript has 4 exons. Gene Ontology annotation, biological process: membrane hyperpolarization; protein homooligomerization; positive regulation of transporter activity. Gene Ontology annotation, cellular component: plasma membrane. The record is from RefSeq and is a predicted model, not a curated record. Bases 360 to 1370 code for a protein of 336 amino acids. Lineage: Eukaryota; Metazoa; Chordata; Actinopteri; Gadiformes; Gadidae.